Molecule: messenger RNA, 1004 nt
Organism: Daktulosphaira vitifoliae (grape phylloxera)
Lineage: Eukaryota; Metazoa; Arthropoda; Insecta; Hemiptera; Phylloxeridae
Exons: 5
Coding region: 59-916 (285 amino acids)
Biological process (GO): DNA replication
Molecular function (GO): DNA binding; DNA-directed DNA polymerase activity; nucleotide binding
Source: RefSeq, a predicted model, not a curated record
CGACGAAACGAAAAUUUUAAAGACUGUGGAAGAGUUACCUGCGGAUUCUCCUAUAGGAAUGGCCCUUGAAGUGACGGUGUCGUACCCGAAAGAGUUACAUGAUGCCCACAACGAAAUGCCGUUUCUACCUGAACGAAAAUGUCCGCCUAAUUCACGGGUCAAAAAACUGUUGUCUACUUUCGAUCGGAAAGAAAACUACGUUAUACACUAUUUAAAUUUAAAACAGGCUAUGGCAAACGGAUUAAAAGUAGAAAAGGUGCAUAAGGUGUUACAAUUUAAGCAGUCGGCCUGGCUAUCAAAAUAUAUACAACUCAACACGGAGAUGAGACAGAAAGCCAAAAAUGAUUUUGAAAAAGACUUUUUUAAAUUAAUGAACAACGCUGUUUUUGGUAAAAUGAUGGAACGUGUACAAUUUAGAACGCAAAUGGAAUUGGUCAAUAAUCCUAAACGAGCGGCUAAAUUAAUUAGAAAGCAUAAUUUCAAACAUUGUACAACAUACAGUGAAAAUUUAUCGGCGUUUGUAUUGGAAAAGAAAAUUAUCGAUUUUUGUAAACCAGUAUACGUAGGUUUCGCAAUUUUAGAAAUUAGUAAAACUCUCGUAUACGAUUUCCAUUAUAACGUAAUGAAGAAAUAUUUCAAAGACCGUGCUCGACUGUUAUACGGUGACACAGAUUCAUUAGUGUACUUUAUCGUGGGUGAUGACUUUUACGCGGUAGCAAAGAAAAAUCCUGAUCUAUUGGCUAGACUUGACACUUCAGGUUUGCCGAGCAGUCAUCCGUGUUAUUCAAACGCUAACAAAAAGGUACCUGGUUUGUGGAGUGACGAAGCGCCGGGGAAAUCUAUAUUGGAGUUUAUUAGUCUAAGACCAAAAUGUUAUGGUUUUGACUUGGAGGGUAAAGAAAAAAUCAAGGCGUAAGGGAUACGUGGUCACGUUGUGAAAAAACAUCUUACAGUCGAGGACAUGAAACGGUGUUUGUAUGCUGAAGAGGAGCCUACAAUAAGCG